This is a messenger RNA of Triplophysa rosa, 1173 nucleotides long. RefSeq names its product somatostatin 1, tandem duplicate 2 (gene sst1.2). Gene Ontology annotation, cellular component: extracellular region. Gene Ontology annotation, molecular function: hormone activity. Gene Ontology annotation, biological process: regulation of cell migration. The coding region runs from base 560 to 1069 and encodes 169 amino acids. The record is from RefSeq and is a predicted model, not a curated record. The transcript has 2 exons. NCBI's taxonomy places the organism in Eukaryota, Metazoa, Chordata, Actinopteri, Cypriniformes, Nemacheilidae.
CAUAUUCUAAAACUUUCCAAUCCUUAAGUAUUAAGAAAAGUUAAAAUGAUGCACAUCCAAGUAUACUUUAAUAAUAUGUUCCUGUUCUCCUGUUUUGUUGACGUGGCUUUAAUGUUAUUUCAAAUCAAACCUGUCACUGUGUCUUUUUAGCAAUGCUUUUAACUUUAUUCAACAUUCAUUAAUCAUCCAUUUUGUUCAUUUAACUUGUCAAUGUAGCUUUGACAUCUGAGGUGCAUGUGUGAUGUAAAUGGAAUGUGUCUCAGCACAAACACACUUACUUCUGGUGUUAACACCACAUAAAAGACACAUUAGACACCUUCAGAAUCAAUUAAGAAGCUUACAAAAGCAUUUAUUCUUCACUUAUGUCACUGUGCACUUGCUUCACAGAAAGGGAAACACACAUCCAGGCAUUUCUUUGUUGUAUUUGUUUUAGAUUAGCUGAAUCCAUUCUGUUUAAUGCUUUCAUCGUAAGUCAUUGUCAAGUCAGGAUUCGUGCAGUUGCAUUAUCUUAAUGAGAGAGAAUCCCAUUAGUGGGCGAGCAGAAUAAUCGAAAAGCUUUAUGACAUCACAAUCCACCAUCACCCAGCAACCCCGGCAGCUGUCAGUCAAUCCCGGGUGUUUAAAAAGAGCGCCUCGGCUUUCUGAAGUUCCAGAACCACCAGCUGAUGAGAAGCGUUUCACGAGCGGACCGGAUCAGAAGUUUAAGAUGAGACUGUGUGAGCUUCAGUGCUACUUGGUCCUGUUGGGUCUGUCUGUUGUGCUAUGUGGCCGCAGUGCAGACGCCCAGCUGGGACCAGACCUGGACCUUCGCCAUCACAGACUUCUGCAGAGGGCAAAAGCCAUUGGAGUGGCCACACAGGACUGGACUAGAAAGGAGUUGGAGGAGCUACUUUCUGCACUGUCUGUGCCUGACAUGGAGGAUCGUGAGAAUGAUGUUUCCCCAGCGGGUGCCAAUGAGAAUCUGCGUAUGGAGCUGGAACGCUCGGUGGAGAACACGAACGCACUCCCUCCUCGAGAACGCAAAUCAGGAUGCAAAAACUUCUACUGGAAGGGAUUCACUUCUUGUUGAAGCUCUCUUUCACCAGUCACAUAACUCACUUUCAGAUAUUUAUGUGAGUUGAUCGGUUUGAUUGUAUUUUAAUAAAUAUGAAAUAAAUAUAACGUUUUAUUGUG